AUGGCGGACAGUAUAGACGUAGAUGUGUUUAUGUCCGAAAUUGAAAGUCGUCCAGCUAUUUGGGAUAUGCGGUCUGACCUAUAUUCCAACAGAUCAGAAAAAACCAAAGCCUGGGAGGAAGUGUGCCUAAAAUUCGUUUCGGACUUUGAAAAAAAGACUGCAAAGGAAAAAAAUACUGCCGCUGCUCAAUUACAACACAAAUGGAAGAGUCUGCGUGAUAGUUACAACAGAGAACGAAAUAAACAGAAAAAUAUCAAGAGCGGCUUCUUGUCUAUUUUGGCGGAAACCAGACCGGAAUCUGAAGAUGUGUCAUCUCCAGUUACCACUGUUGACCGCAGGGGCAGUACAAAGAAGCGAAAAACAAUGUCGGACGUAGAAAAAACGGAACUUGAGUUACUUAACAACAUCACUAAAAAAAUGGUUCAACUAGAUGACGGUGACUGCGAUAAUAAUGAAGGCGAAGAUUUAGAUAUCGGCAUAAUAGAUCACCAUAUUAAAGAAGAAGAAGUAGUUAGACGGAUCAAUCCUGAAUUAACAGACGGCAGAAGAGCAAGGAUGAGACUUGUGAGACAUUUACAGCAGGGCCAACAGAAUUAA
Anoplophora glabripennis (Asian longhorned beetle) is the source of this 597-nucleotide messenger RNA. RefSeq lists its product as uncharacterized. The coding region runs from base 1 to 597 and encodes 198 amino acids. The record is from RefSeq and is a predicted model, not a curated record. The transcript has 4 exons. NCBI's taxonomy places the organism in Eukaryota, Metazoa, Arthropoda, Insecta, Coleoptera, Cerambycidae. Gene Ontology annotation, cellular component: transcription regulator complex; nucleus. Gene Ontology annotation, biological process: regulation of transcription by RNA polymerase II.